Molecule: messenger RNA, 1656 nt
Organism: Heterostelium album PN500
Lineage: Eukaryota; Evosea; Eumycetozoa; Acytosteliales; Acytosteliaceae
Product: CCR4-NOT transcription complex subunit 11
Exons: 4
Coding region: 1-1656 (551 amino acids)
Biological process (GO): mRNA catabolic process; negative regulation of translation
Cellular component (GO): CCR4-NOT complex
Source: RefSeq, a predicted model, not a curated record
AUGAUUAGUGCAAAGGAUUUGGUGACAUUGCUUUCAUUACUGUCGGAAGAGGAUAAACCAUUGGAGACAGUGUCGACGACAUUCAAUAGAACGUUCAAUAAGAAUGAUCAUUUCAAGACUGGUUGUGCAAUCUACACCAUGUUGAAGGAUGGUUUCAUUCGAGUGCCUUCACAUCGUCUCAACUCAUUUUACAUACUCUACAGUCUAUAUAAACACGAUCAUCCUACCAUUCAACAAUAUCAAAGUAUAACUUCUUCACAAUCGAAUUCUUCAUCAUCUUUGACAGAUAACAGCAACAGCAACAACACCGAUUCAUCUGAUAACAAUAGUGGGAGCAAUAACAACAACAACAGCAAUAAUAAUAGUAUCGAUACAUCAUCUUCAUCAUCAUCACCUUCAACAACAACAACAAACCCAUUAUCAGAAUAUCCAAUUGUAUUUAAUCCAUUCCUUCCAGUUUUUAUUGAUGAAUUAGAAAAGCAUCAGAAUCAACAGCAACAACAACAACAACAUGCAUCAAAGUAUCUGACACCUGUAGAGAGACAGUAUUUAAUACAAUUCUUGACUCAUCUACCUAAAGAUUUCUCGAAAAAGACACCAAAUGAAGUUGAACAACAAACAGUAAACAGUGAACUAACAACACCAGAUUUAAAUGAAUAUAGAAAGUUCUAUUUGGAAAGACUUGCACACCAUUCAUUCCCUUCACUAAGGAGUAUAGGUGUAUCGCCAACUUUAUUUUUUCCAGAACAACAACAACAACAGCAGCAGCAGCAACAGCACCAACAAACAAUACCACCAGCACAACAACAAACUAAUACAUCAUCAUCAUCAUCAACAUCAUCAGUAUCACCGAAAAUCAAUAGUAAACAUAAUAAGAAUAGUAAUAACAAAGAUAAUAGUAGCAGCAGCAGCAACAACAGUAACAACAACAGCAAUUCCAUACAAGAUAUAAAUAUACAAUCUAAAGAGUUAAGCCUUUUUUCAUUCGAACCUAAUUUUAAUAGACCACCUCCACCACUUUAUGAACAUACAAACAUGAUUUGGAUCAAUACUACGAUAACACAUGGAUUAUUAUUGAGUCCGACGAUGGGAUUCACUUCCGUUACAAAUCCAAAGAGAUUGGUUAGAGAUCUUAUGUCAAAGGCAAUCAGAGGCAGACUAAAAAAGACACAAAUUCAACAAAUAAAAGCAGAGUUAGAUGCAGAUCCAAAGUUAGUAUUGUACUCUGGAUUGGUACCGAAGAAACUACCGAAUCUAGUGGAGAACAAUACACAGGUUGCCAUCGAUGCGCUACUUAAGCUGAUUCACUCACCAGACUUUAAGGAUUACUUCCAAGAGUUGAUCUCGAUGGAGAUGAACUAUCGAUCGAUGGAGGUGGUCAAUGCUCUCGCCACGUCCGUCGAGCUACCCAGCCACUUCAUACCGAUGUACAUCAGCAACUGCAUCACCACGUGCAACAACAGCAAAGACAAGGCAAUGCUACAGCGAUCGGUGCGUCUCGUCUGUGUCUUUAUACAAUCUCUCAUCAGAAACAACAUCAUCAACAUCAAGGAUCUAUUUGCAGAGGUACAGGCAUUCUGUUUGGAGCACGCCAAGAUUCGUGAGGCAAUCGGUCUUUUCAAAUUGAUGACUGAAGAGAAAAAUAAUGGAAAUUAA